Scomber japonicus (chub mackerel) is the source of this 1889-nucleotide messenger RNA. It is a transcript of the gene mvda, whose product is annotated as mevalonate (diphospho) decarboxylase a. The transcript has 10 exons. Gene Ontology annotation, cellular component: cytosol. The record is from RefSeq and is a predicted model, not a curated record. Gene Ontology annotation, biological process: isopentenyl diphosphate biosynthetic process, mevalonate pathway; isoprenoid biosynthetic process. Bases 72 to 1280 code for a protein of 402 amino acids. Gene Ontology annotation, molecular function: ATP binding; diphosphomevalonate decarboxylase activity. Lineage: Eukaryota; Metazoa; Chordata; Actinopteri; Scombriformes; Scombridae.
ACCUGCUAAACACGAGAAGAGUUCUGUCUCUGUCACCAGCUCACUAUAAACAUCGGUUUCUAUAUGCAGCCAUGCCUGAGAACAGUAUGGAGAAGCUAAACAUAGUGACAUGCACCGCUCCUGUGAAUAUAGCCGUCAUUAAGUACUGGGGGAAGAGAAAUGAAGAAUUAAUUCUUCCCAUUAACUCAUCAUUGAGCGUCACGUUGCAUCAAGACCAGCUGAAAACAACAACAUCAGUGGCAACCAGCAGAUCAUUUCAGGAAGAUCGAAUAUGGCUCAAUGGCAAAGAAGAGGAUAUCAGCCAUCCCAGACUGCAGUCCUGCCUGAGAGAGAUUCGACGACUAGCAAGGAAGAGACGUAACAAUGUGGACCCCGGUUUGGAUUCGACUGGUUUGUCCCACAAAGUCCACAUCUGCUCCGUUAACAAUUUCCCCACUGCUGCUGGACUGGCUUCCUCUGCUGCUGGAUUUGCUUGUCUAGUUUACACGCUGGCUCGGGUGUUUGGUGUAGAAGGUGAACUGUCUGUGAUUGCCCGGCAAGGCUCGGGCAGCGCAUGUCGGAGUAUGUAUGGAGGAUUUGUCCAGUGGAUCAUGGGACAGCAAAGCGAUGGCAAGGACAGUCUUGCCCAGCAGGUGGAGCCAGAAACUCAUUGGCCUGAGCUCAGAAUACUUGUCCUAGUGGCCAGUGCUGAGCGGAAGCAUGUAGGCAGCACCUCUGGGAUGCAAACCAGUGUACAGACAAGUUGUCUCUUAAAGCACCGGGCUGAAUCUGUGGUCCCAGGCCGGAUGGAGAAGAUGAAUGAUGCAGUGCGCAGAAGAGACUUCACUGCAUUUGCUGAACUAACCAUGAAGGACAGUAACCAGUUCCAUGCCACCUGCCUUGACACAUACCCUCCUAUCUUCUACCUCAACAGUGUGUCUCAUCAGGUCAUCCACUUGGUUCACCGGUACAACCAACACUAUGGGGAGACAAGGGUGGCCUACACCUUUGAUGCAGGACCUAAUGCUGUGAUCUUCACACUACAGCAGCACGUUCCUGAGUUUUUCCAGGCGGUGCAACAUUUCUUCCCCCCGGAGAACAAUGGAGGACAGUUUGUUAAGGGUCUUCCAGUUAAGCAUGCUACUCUUUCUGAGGAGCUGAAACAGGCUAUUGGUUUAGAGCCCAUGCCAAAAGGAAUUCGCUACGUCAUUAGUACCAAGGCUGGACCGGGUCCUUGUGUUGUGGAGGAUGACACGCAGCAUCUGCUUGGAUCUGAUGGCUUGCCUAAGAAUAAAGUGUGAUGCCAUGCAACCGAUAAAGGGACAAAUGAGCAAUAAUGAAUCUUAAUUCAGCACAGAUACAAAUCUGUGUGAGACAUAUGUAACAAGGUUUCUACAAUCAACAACAAGAACAACAACAGGCAACUCUCUUACAGUUUUAGAUUGAGGUUGUUAAUAUAUGUCUCCCUUCAAUGAUCAGAUGUCUCUCAGUCGUUUAUAUCACACUCUCUUUCUGUAUGCUCUUGAGUAGCUCCUCAUAUGUCUUAGUAUCUACUGGUAGAUACAGUUCAAGAGGUAUUUGACUAAUGGGUUCAGUCAUAGACAUGAGCAUGGGCUGGACUCUGAGGUGGUUAAUUAAGGGCUCCAACACUACCAAGGUGCCCUUCAGCAAGGCAUAAAAACUGUUCACCACUGCAGCUGACUCCGUGCUCUCUGAUCUGUCUGAGCAAAUGCCCAUGCUUGAAUUUGUGUUUUACAAGGGUUUUUAAAUUAUCGGAUAUGUACCAGUCUUUUUGGCAAUCAAUUGUAAUUGUCAUCUCAUGAAAACAUGAUUUCAGACACAAACUACAGACCUAAAGGAUUUUGGGUUUAUUCUGUAACAUUUUAAUAAAAUAUAUUUUAGUCAUUAUA